AUGGCGGAUGCAAAUCAAUCUCCACUGGUAGUGGUGGUUUCAGGAGGAGGACCUGUGGGAUUAACAUUCUCUCUAAACCUUGCCAUGAUGAUGGGUGAACAUGUGAAGAUUAUUAUCUAUGAGGGUCGUUGGUUUGUUGAUGAAGACAGCAUCACACGCUGGCAAGGUGAGGAACAAGGAAAAACACGUCGAGAUCAAGUGGUGACCUUGCAAGAUCAUGUUAUACAGCAAAUGCCUCCUUACAUUCAGAAAGGUCUUUUUCAGAAUUAUGAUGAACGUGUAUGGCCAACAUCACGAAAUAUUCCUAUUCGGGAAGUGGAAGAUCGACUCUUUGCCUUGAUUCAACCAUUCGUACAAAAUGGACAAAUCGAAUUAGUUCCUGAAGCUUUACAAGAACAAACCGAGCGUCUAAUUAAAGGUAAUUUUGAUAUGUUGAUCGGAGCAGAUGGUUCAAAUUCCUUCGUUCGCCGUUACUGUAACAUACCCAUGAUUAGCGAAGGAGUUGAAUAUGCGUGUGGUGUCGCUUAUCAGAUCCCAGCACACGUCCCAGCGCCGGAAGAGCCAUUACAUCAAGCUCUGAACUGUGUGUUAACUGUCGCUCAAACUCGAUAUUUAGUGAAUUCAUCGUCUAGUCGUCGUGGUUAUUUAAAUAUUCGUCUGAUACAAAGCGAAUACGAGGAACUGCGUGAACGCUUACAAGAGUUUCAACAUCUCAAUGAACCAUUGGACUUGCUAGAUGUAAAUAAGUGUCCGAACUCAUCACUCGUUUGGACGAUCGUUCGACAAGGUUUGGAAUUCUUUAAAAUUUCUCCCAAGUACGUCUUUCGUGUGGUGCCCAUCGAAAUCAACGUUCGACAUGCUUCUAUUGUUGUGCGAGAACUUCGCUUUGAAAUUCAAGAAGAUAAAGAUGAAAAAGCGUCGUCUGUACCAAAAGCCGGUGGACGAAAACAAUACAAAACAGCGUUAGCUUGUCUCGCUGGCGAUGCGGCAUUGAAUGUUCACUUUUGGCCCGGUCGUGGCAUGAACAGUGGAAUGAAGGCAGCCAUGGCUCUCGCUCGAAACAUUGUUCAUUCGUGUCGAACCAAAGCGUCGCCGGAGACCAUCACUGUUCGUCGACCUCUUCGUUUUCUUGAUUUUCUGGACUAUGAAGGUUUUAUGGCUCGUCUUCGCGCGAGAGAACAGCAAGGCAGAUCACUACGUGUUCUCAUCGAUCCAAUCGAUCAAAGUGUCGUUGAUUCGUAUUCUUAUGCGGGUGUGGGUCACUGUCAUGUGAAAUAUACGAGACGAUUAAUUCGGAAGUUGCAAGAUAUGCGCGAGCGCCUUCAAGAACGAGCUGAUUGGCCUCAUCAAGACCGACCAAUUAUCGACGAAGAACUGCAACGUGCUUCCAAUCGAAUUUCGCCCAAUGCCGUCGCUCAGCUCUCAUUAGCUAAUCCAUGGCCUACGCGGGAAAUGGGCGGCAUCGAUGUUCUCGUCGAAGAUACCUUUCCAUUCAAUCCGAAGAAUUUUGUUGAAGUUCCGGAACUGAAGAAAAAUCCACUUACGCAUACACCCAGCAUUUUAGUCCAGCAGCGUUUCCUUUCAUUGUGGAUCGUUAAUGAGCCAAUGACCAAAGAUGUCGAAACGCUAGUCGAUACCGUUGGCAACUUACCUAAAGAAACGUUCAUUGAGCUGGCAGUUGUUCACACCAUCGAACAAGCGACAGAAUGGAUGAAUAGUUUACACGAUGCAACACAAGUUAUUUGUGGUCUGAAAAAAUCGAGAAAACUCUAA
Messenger RNA from Adineta steineri, 1773 nucleotides. Lineage: Eukaryota; Metazoa; Rotifera; Eurotatoria; Adinetida; Adinetidae. The record is from the annotation of a GenBank genome assembly.